AUGGAUACGACAGGCAAUAUGACAAAUCAGACCACAAUAAAUAAUUCAACAAUUCAGACAACAGAGACAACCACCAUCAACAGUACGACAACUCAGACAACAACAGUUACAACCACCGCUAGCAGUACGACAACUCAGACAACAACAGAUACAACCACCACCAGCAGUACGACAACUCAGACAACAACAGUUACAACUACUGCCAGCACGACGUCUAGUACUAUCUCUACCACCACCGACACAACGACCACAACAAUGAUCACUUAUGCUCCAACUGGUAUUUAUGCACUGCAAAUUUCACCAUGUGCUACAUGGAACAAAACUGGAAUAACGGUAGCUGGCAAUUCAAAUACAACAGCUGGCAGUGAUGGAGCAUCUCUCAAUGCUCCUGUGGGGAUUUUUCUCGAUAACAAUUACACUCUGUACAUUGCCGACCGAGACAACCAUCGAAUUGUUAAAUAUGAUGUUAAUGCAACGACCGGUGUUGUUGUGGCUGGUAAUGGAACUCCCGGGAAUAGUCCCAGUCAACUGAGAUUGCCGAAAGGCGUUGCCGUUGAUCAGAUGGGUGCCAUUAUCGUUGCUGACGGAGGAAAUUUUCGAAUACAACGUUUUCCUUUUGGUUCCACAGUAGCAACGACAGUAGCUAUCAAUAGUUCAGCAAAUUUACUUGGUGAUAUGCGAGAUUUACAUAUAGAUGUUAAUAAUAAUAUCUAUAUAACAGAUUCAGAUUACAGUCGAGUUGUUAAAUUUUAUCCAAAUAAUGAAAAUGGUGUUAUUCUAGCGGGCAACAGUGGAGCAGGUUCUGCAGCUCAUCAGCUUCAGGGCUCAUAUGGAAAUUUUAUUGAUGGCAAUGACACGUUAUAUGUAGCAGACUCUGGAAAUCAUCGUGUUCAGAUGUGGCCAGCCGGAGCAACAAAUGGAACCACUAUAGCCGGUAUCACAAAUACACCUGGUUCAGCCGAUUCCGGAAAUAACCGAAUUGUUAAAUGGACUAGUAACUAUGCAGCAGGUGGUACGUGUAUUGCUGGUUGUACUGGUUCAGUAGGAAAUGCAUCAAACCAAUUAAAUACUCCACGAGAUUUAAAAUUUGAUGCAAGUGGAAAUUUGUAUGUUAGUGAUCGAGAUAAUAACAGAGUUCAAAAGUUUAUGCUUGAAAUACAAGCAAAUUGUUCUAUUAGUGGUUAA
Molecule: messenger RNA, 1185 nt
Organism: Rotaria sp. Silwood2
Lineage: Eukaryota; Metazoa; Rotifera; Eurotatoria; Philodinida; Philodinidae
Source: the annotation of a GenBank genome assembly